Messenger RNA from Vidua chalybeata, 2422 nucleotides. Its product is annotated as gametocyte-specific factor 1-like. The transcript is spliced from 7 exons. Lineage: Eukaryota; Metazoa; Chordata; Aves; Passeriformes; Viduidae. Bases 1265 to 1759 code for a protein of 164 amino acids. The record is from RefSeq and is a predicted model, not a curated record.
UUCAGUAGUAGAUAGCCACAAUCAAAAAAACCGUGCCGAGCCCGGGGAUCCGCGCUGGGUGAACACAGGUCCGACCUCUACAGCAUCCGAUCUAUUCUGUUCACAGAUGCUGUCUCUGUCCAGUCAGUUUUUAUACGGUUUUUUUCCGCCUGGGGCAGAGGUUCUCCUAUUCUUCUUGUUGCUUCACGUAUUCCUUGGUCUCCUUUUCUCUGUGCUGGGCUGUACAAAAGCCACUUCUGGGAAGCGAUGAAUGCUGAUGUUGGGUUAAGGGAACCUGGUAUUGGGAUGCAUGUUCCUGACUAUGCUCCUGACGACUCUGACUAUCUCGAUCUAGAUAUCUCCCGUGUAUUCAUCGCUGGGUGUCUCCGAGAUGGUCCAGGAAAGGGCCCAUUUCGCACAGAGCCAUGCUUUUUCGUUUGUAAAUGAGGUCUUUCUGCUUGCUGCCAGCUGUGGUUUCGCAGCCUUUCCUCGGCUGCGGCUUGUGGCUUAAAACUUUUAAGGAUUUUUUGCCCAGGCAUCAUUUAUUACAUACAUGUAUUUUUGAUAAGCACGAAUUAUUCCAUAAUAUAUAUUACAGGGGUCACAGUGGGAGGACAGUUGGACUGGAUGGCCUCGAUUAUAUCAAAGGUCUCUUCCAACCUUGACAAUUGUGAUUCACUGUCCGGGGUCAGUUCAUAACCAGCGCCUAAGGCUGCAGCAGUCCCAGUCAAAAACAUCAGGAUGAGUUUAAGCCUAUCUCCCUUUAUCUACAUGGGUUUAUUCCGGCUGAACAUUCCCCAACACCUCAGGGCGGUUUCAGGGUCCCGGCCCGGCCGCCCUCGAUGGCGCCGCGCGCACGGCGUUGCCCCGGCAACCGCGGCCGGGCGGGAAGGGCGAGACCGGCCCGGCGCCACAGCCAACCCCGAGGCGGCGGCGGGCUCGGACCCACAGCCGAGUCCAACCCGCCCUCACAGCCAACCCCGAGGCGGCGGCGGGCUCGGACCCACAGCCGAGUCCAACCCGCCCUCACAGCCAACCCCGAGGCGGCGGCGGGCUCGGACCCACAGCCACCCCCGCACCGCCCCCACAGCCAACCCCGAGGCGGCGGCGGGCUCGGACCCACAGCCGAGUCCAACCCGCCCUCACAGCCAACCCGAGGCGGCGGCGGGCUCGGACCCACAGCCACCCCCGCAGCCGGCCUCGAGGCGGACUCGGCCCCACAGCCGACCCCGCACUCCACCCCGGAGCAGGCGCAGCCCCAGAGCGGACCCCGGCCGGCCCCGCCAUGGAGCUCGAGGAGGACUUGGAUAUGUUGGAUCCAGAGAGGUUAAUCCAGUGCCCCUUGGUUAAAAACCACUGGAUCAGAGCACGGCGGUUUCCCUAUCACCUGGUGAAGUGUAAGGAGAGCAACCCUGAAAUUGCAAAGAAAUUGGCCACAUGCCCCUUCAAUGCUCGUCACCUGGUUCCUCAGGCUGACCUCAGCGACCACAUCAUGAAGUGCAAUGACAAAGCCUUCGUGGAGCAAGAUGUGGUGAGCCGGUCCUGUGAGUCCCCACAGGAGCAGCUGAAUAAUGGGAGCACAUGGCAGGCACCUCCAUGUGCUGAAGACUGGGAAACAGACUUGCUAGAGGGAUCUGAGUCUACUUUUGUGUGGGGUGUGAUCAACUCUGCCAUGAAAAGCACCAUCAGGGACCAGAACAACUCCUUGCCCUCACGGAUGCGGCCCCCUGAGACUCUCCCGUACACCCUGCCUGCAGGCCUCAGCAUAGCAACAGCUUAAAGAUCCUUUGAGGAAUGAUUGUCCUGGUUCCCAUUAGGAGCAACUGAAGCUGGUGCUCUCGGGGCACUGCGGACACAGCUCCUGCACAGCCAAGGACUGCAAUUGCCACAGUGUUGGGCUGAGUCUGGCAAACCAAACUGAAAUGCCAGUUGUAGACAAGCCUUGCUGCCAAGGGGACAAGUGCUGCCUCUGCACAGGCCACUGUCCCUUGGGGGAGCGGGGGAAGUUGUUGUAUCUUUGCCCAUCUCAUGCAAAAAUUUUACCUUGUCCUUUCCAGAGUUCGGAAUAUUAGUUCCUCCCCUUGGAACUUAGUUUUGCCCCAGCAGUAAGUGUCUCCCUGGUUUGGAUGGGAGAGCUCCUGCAGAAGACAGGCAUGCUCUGGACCUGAUGGCAGGACUCUACACCUGGCUUUUAUUGCAUGAUGUGUUUCUUGUAAUGUUUGAAUAUGUGGAACUGUCCUUGGUUACCAAAUGUUUCCCCCAACCACUUGUUUUAAAAGUUACCCUCACCUUUACUUGGUGAAUUUUGUUACUGUUCUUGAAAAAAUAGACUGAUAAAUGUACACAGAAACCUUCCCAUCCCAGCCCUGGUGGCUCCCUGUGAACAGGAAAAACAUCAUAAUUGCCAAGUCUCUGGUUUUUGUAACAGGCAAACUUAGAAGUA